This is a messenger RNA of Apus apus (common swift), 1448 nucleotides long. RefSeq names its product G protein-coupled receptor 119 (gene GPR119). The record is from RefSeq and is a predicted model, not a curated record. Lineage: Eukaryota; Metazoa; Chordata; Aves; Apodiformes; Apodidae. The transcript has a single exon. Bases 1 to 1029 code for a protein of 342 amino acids. Gene Ontology annotation, molecular function: phosphatidylcholine binding; G protein-coupled receptor activity. Gene Ontology annotation, biological process: G protein-coupled receptor signaling pathway. Gene Ontology annotation, cellular component: membrane.
AUGCCCGAGGAUCAUGUUGGGGAUGUGCUGUCCUGGGGCUGUGCCCUGCAGGAGCCAGCCGUGGCUAGCCCAGCCCUGGGAGCCGUCCUGGCUGUGCUGGCCUCGCUCAUCAUCGCCGCCAACGUGCUGGUGGCCAUCACUCUGCUCUGCCUCAUCCACAAGAGCGGCUCCAAGGGCCUCUACUUUGUCCUGAACCUUGCCGUGGCAGACACCAUGGUUGGCUUCACAGUUGUGGGUCUGGUCGUGGAUGAGUUUUCCCAGCCCUUUUAUCCUCCCCAGAUCUUCUGCGUCCUGAGAAUGGCUUUUGUCACCUCCUCUUCAGCUGCCUCUGUCCUGUCCCUGAUCCUGGUGGCGUGUGACAGGCACCUGGCCAUCAGGAGACCUUUCCACUACGUCCAGCUGGUGACAGGCCUGUGGGUCGGGGUGCGCCUGGUGGGGCUCUGGCUGGUUGCUGCCCUCAUCGGCUUCCUCCCAGUCCUGGCCCCAGCCUUCCAGAGGGACAUUCCCCAGGGGAAGAAGUGCUCCUUCUUUGCCGUCUUCCACCCUGCCUACAUGCUCACCGUCUUCUGCGCCGGCUUCUUCCCAGCCCUCUGUCUCUUCAUCUAUCUCUACUGUGACAUGCUGAAGAUCGCCUCGCUGCACGCGCAGCACAUCCGGGGGGUGGGGCUGGCGGGGGGCUGCCCCCCAGCCCGCGCCCUCAAGGCCAUGCGCACCGUGGCCGUGCUCGUCGGCUGCUUCACGCUGUCCUGGCUGCCCUUCUUCAUCGGCAGCGUGGUGCAGACCGUCUGCCUGGAGUGCUUCCCCUACAGAGUCAUCGAGAGCUACCUCUGGCUGCUGGGGCUCGGCAACUCCCUCCUCAACCCGCUGCUCUACUCCUACUGGCAGAAGGACGUGCGGGAGCAGCUCUCCCAGCUGGCUGCGGGCGUCAAGAGGAGAGUCCUCCUCCUCCUGCUGGGGAGCGGGCGCCGUUUCCCGGGCAGAGACACCAAACCUCUCCCCACCGUGUCCUGCCUGCGGCUCCAGGACUGACACGGCAAGGAGCAGCUGUCACCAGCUUUCCAGCUCAUCUCCUGCGUCCUCAUCGUGAGCUCGGGGCCCGGAGGGGAUCACAGACGGAGCGGGACCCAUCCGGAUGCUAAUUCCCAGCCAUCAGCCUGGCCCAAUUCCAGCCUGCUCCGCACCAGCCCCCGCCACCCGGAACCUCACGUCCGUGGCACCCGACAGGUUCUGCGUGGGGGGCUCAGCAGAGCCGCAGCCGGCGCAGCCCUCUGUCUCCAGGCUCAGCGCUCCCUCCGCAGGGUGCGGUUCCCAUCCCUGCCCGGCUUCCCCUGCCCAGCCCCGGGAUCUGCCGCCUCCCGGCUCCAGCUGCAGCCCGGGCCGCUCCCAAACCCUCCCCGGGGGCGGCGGGGUCUGUGCCCACCCCCGGCAGAGGCGAGGGCUGCAGCUCU